Messenger RNA from Xylaria bambusicola, 1649 nucleotides. RefSeq lists its product as uncharacterized. The coding region runs from base 173 to 1486 and encodes 437 amino acids. NCBI's taxonomy places the organism in Eukaryota, Fungi, Ascomycota, Sordariomycetes, Xylariales, Xylariaceae. The transcript has 3 exons. The record is from RefSeq and is a predicted model, not a curated record. Gene Ontology annotation, cellular component: cytoplasm. Gene Ontology annotation, molecular function: electron-transferring-flavoprotein dehydrogenase activity; flavin adenine dinucleotide binding.
UGGGUAGUUUACCCUGCCAAGAAUUUGGUAGUCUAGAACGAGCGCUGAGCUGACGAUGGUACCUGAAGACUCUGACCUUUAUUUUAUUCGAGUAGGCGGCAUUUCCGCCCGAAAUUGUUCUCUUUGCCUUCCAUUGUAGAGCGAACUUUCGGAUUGACGUCCUGUGAACACAAUGUUGGAAAAAACGGCAUUGUACUUGAAGCUCGCCGCUUAUGUGCUAAACAUUAUCUACGAAGAGCUCGGACGUGCAGCUAGGACGGCCUGGGUUCGUCGUCGAGUACGUUGGUUCGGUCCACCUGCGCCCUUGUCCCGGGAUCGCAACAUCGUCAUUGUCGGGGCUUCAUUCGCAGGGAAUCGUGUCGCUCAACUAUUGACGUCCUGCCUACCUCCCAAUAGCCCAUACAAGGUUAUUGUCAUUGAGCCCAACACACAUUUCCAGUUUUCAUGGGUUCUUCCACGCUUAUGUGUGGUUGAAGGACAUGAACACAAAGCAUUCAUCCCUUACGGCGGUAAUGUUCACGAUCAGCCAGCUGGCGUCUUGCGAUGGGCGAGGGAUCGAGUGAUUGGGGUCACGGAGAGCAGCGUGCAAUUGAAAGAGAGUGGCGAGAUCAUCCCCUACGACAUGUUGGUUAUCGCGACAGGCUCUGGGGUUGAGACAGGUCUACCAUCCAGAGUGAAUGCUACCGACAAGAGACAAGGCAUGGAGCUUAUGCGCAACAUGCAGCAGAAAAUCAAGGCUGCCAACACUGUCGUGGUAGUGGGAGGUGGCGCUGCUGGUGUUGAAAUUGCUACGGAUGCCCAGAAUCUUUAUCCUAACAAGAAGAUUAUUCUUGUCCAUUCUCGAGCAGCGGUUAUGAACCGAUUUGGCCAGGGACUGCAAAAGACGGCGCUAGAAGGUCUCCAAUCUCUAGGUGUGGAAGUUAUCUUGCAAGAUAGACUUGUACAGACCGUACCCGGGUCAGGCACGAUUCUUCUCAAGUCAGGUCGUGAGAUUCAAUGCGAUCUUGUUCUAGAUUGCACAGGUCAAAAGCCUUCAUCAGGAAUCGUCUCUCAAUUGUCGCCUACUUCCAUCUCACCUUCUGGUCACCUCAGAGUGAAACCUACCUUGCAACUCGCCGAUGACAAAUUGCCCAAUGUCUAUGCUUGCGGAGAUGUUGCCGACACUAAAACACCAAACCCGAAUGCCCGCUCGGCAAUGCGACAGGCGUCUAUUGUGGCGGAAAACAUAUUGUCGGUCGCAACAGGCGGUAAACCACGACACAAGUACGAGAAUAACUGGUCUGAUGGGGUGAUUAAAUUGACGCUAGGUCUGACUCGGUCGGUAACACACUAUGGCGAUGGAAAAUCAGAGCUCUUGUUUCCUGGGACAGAAACAGACGAGGCGUUGAUGUCGGCAAUGUGUUGGUCAAGGAUGGGACAGAAGCCGUUUGAAGAUCCGUACAUGGACGCGGUCGCGGAUAGUUCUACGAUUAAAGAGAGUGUAUAGAAAAGACGCUGUACAGGCGAGCCUAUUCUUACACCUCAUAUCAUCGUGAACGAUAUGAAACGAAUGGCCGAUGCUGUACAGUAUGAUUCAAUUAUAAGAUAUAGAUAGUAGUACAUUAACAUCCAAAUACCCUAAACGCCGUUCCCAUGCUUAUUAGAAUCUA